UUUCUAAUUUACUUGUUAACGCUGAUUUUAAUUUACUCCCUUGAUGAGGCAAGUUCUUUAUUGUUCAGGUUACUAAACACAUGAACCAUCUGCUAAAAGCACCAUUCUGUGUUCAUCCCAAAACAGGUCGUAUCUGUGUCCCAAUAGACCCUGAACACUGUGAUGAGUUUGAUCCUACUACUGUGCCAACUGUUGCCCAGCUCCUAGAAGAACUUAAUGCAGCAGACAUGGAAGUAGAUAGUGAGACUGACUGGGAUAGAACCUCACUUGGCGAAUCAAUUAGGUUUUUCAGAUCAGCAUUCUUACAGCCAUUACUAAAAUCAUGCAAGGAAGGAAGUUGCAUUACGUCAGAGAGAGGUAUUUACAACAUCAAAUACGUAACAUCAAAUACGUAA
This is a messenger RNA of Cucumis melo (muskmelon), 395 nucleotides long. RefSeq lists its product as uncharacterized. The record is from RefSeq and is a predicted model, not a curated record. Gene Ontology annotation, biological process: DNA replication, synthesis of primer. The coding region runs from base 81 to 395 and encodes 104 amino acids. NCBI's taxonomy places the organism in Eukaryota, Viridiplantae, Streptophyta, Magnoliopsida, Cucurbitales, Cucurbitaceae. Gene Ontology annotation, cellular component: alpha DNA polymerase:primase complex. The transcript is spliced from 5 exons.